Molecule: messenger RNA, 1487 nt
Organism: Drosophila grimshawi
Lineage: Eukaryota; Metazoa; Arthropoda; Insecta; Diptera; Drosophilidae
Gene: Arp6
Product: actin-related protein 6
Exons: 1
Coding region: 104-1408 (434 amino acids)
Cellular component (GO): Swr1 complex
Molecular function (GO): nucleosome binding
Source: RefSeq, a predicted model, not a curated record
UAUAUAUUUUUACGUUUGUUUACGAAAACAAGACAACACGUCCGUAACUUAACUAUGAAAUUUGCACAAAAACAAACAAUUGCUGUCUAGUGUGACGUAAUCGAUGUACAUAAGGUACUAUGUUAAUGUGCGGCUAUAUUGCGUUAACAUUAACAUUGGCGUUAACUUUGUAUAUAUCCGCCGCACACAUUGCCGAAAAGUUGAUAAACAAAUUGAUAUGGCUGUGGUUGUGUUGGACAAUGGUGCCUACACAGCCAAAGUGGGACUGGCAACGCAGGACGAGCCCAAAGUUGUGCCCAAUUGCAUUAUGAAAGCGAAAAGUGAACGUCGACGCGCAUUUGUCGGCAAUCAAAUCGAUGAAUGUCGCGACACCUCAGCGCUUUUCUACAUCCUCGCGUUUCAGCGUGGAUAUCUGCUGAACUGGGACACCCAGAAGACCGUGUGGGAUUACAUAUUCAGCAAGGAUGGCAUCGGCUGUUCGCUGGACAAUCGCACCAUUGUUAUCACUGAACCGCAAAUGAAUUUUCAGAGCGUUCAGGAGGCGAUGCUCGAGAUGCUGUUCGAGGAAUAUCGGAUUGGAGGCAUGUAUAAGGCGACCGCUGCCGAUUUAGCUGCCUUUAACUAUGUGGCGGACAGCGAGGAGCGGACGACAAUGCAAACGCUUAACUGCAUCAUCAUCGAUGUUGGCUACAGUUUCACGCACAUUGUGCCAUUCGUUUUGGGCCGCAGAGUGCUUGAGGCGAUACGGAGAAUUGAUAUUGGUGGCAAAGCGUUAACGAAUCAUCUCAAGGAGCUCAUCUCGUAUCGCCAGCUGAAUGUGAUGGACGAGAGUCAUGUUGUCAAUCAGAUCAAGGAAGAUGUCUGCUACGUGGCCGAGGACUUCAAGGAUGCGAUGAGUGUGCAUCAAAGCGAACAGCGGCGCAAGGAAGUUGCCGUCGAAUAUGUGCUACCCGAUUUUACGACCGUAAAGCGCGGCUAUAUCCGUGUGCCCGGCCAGCCGCGUUACGAUGAGGACCAGCAACAGAUGGUGCCGUUGUGCAAUGAACGCUUUACGGUCCCAGAGCUGCUCUUCAAUCCCUCAGACAUUGGCAUCAGCCAGGUAGGCAUACCGGAGGCAGUUGCCGACGCGCUCCAAGCGUGUCCGUGGGAGGCCCAUCGCGAGCUGCUGCUCAACAUCUUGAUUGUUGGCGGUAGUGCACAGUUUCCCGGCUUUCUGCCGCGUCUCAAACGCGAUCUGCGCGCCCUUGUGCCCGACGAUCUGGAGGUGUCGCUCAUCUGUCCUGAGGAUCCGGUGCGCUAUGCCUGGUACGGUGGACGCGAGGUCGCCACCAGUCCCAACUUUGAUGAGUUCACUUACACGCGCUACGAUUACGAGGAGUUCGGCAUCCAUGGCCUGCAGCAACGCUAAGUCCUUACAAAGCCAUCUACCUUAGCUCAUUAAUGAUUAUUAUUAAUUUUUGUUAGUUUUAGUUACCUAUAAGUAUGUA